Messenger RNA from Manis pentadactyla (Chinese pangolin), 1452 nucleotides. RefSeq names its product zinc finger protein 771 (gene ZNF771). Gene Ontology annotation, molecular function: RNA polymerase II cis-regulatory region sequence-specific DNA binding; DNA-binding transcription factor activity, RNA polymerase II-specific. The coding region runs from base 247 to 1200 and encodes 317 amino acids. The record is from RefSeq and is a predicted model, not a curated record. NCBI's taxonomy places the organism in Eukaryota, Metazoa, Chordata, Mammalia, Pholidota, Manidae. Gene Ontology annotation, biological process: regulation of transcription by RNA polymerase II. The transcript is spliced from 3 exons. Gene Ontology annotation, cellular component: transcription regulator complex; PcG protein complex.
UGGAACUUGGGGAACAGCAGAGGGCGCCAGGUCUGGGCUCAAUACCCUCUGGGGACAGCUGGGACCGGACGCCUGGGUUCUCUGGGCCACACCUCCUCGGGGGCGGGGUUGUGCGUUCUGACCAGUGACCGGCCGUCUCCGAGGCCCCGCCCCUUCACGCCCCCGGAGCCGUGGCCUCGCAGUGCCCCACAGCCCGGCGCCCUGGUCUGGGCAGGUAGAGCGCCGAUCCUGCGCCUGGACAACAAGAUGCCUGGAGAACAGCAGACGGAGGAGGAGGAGGAGGAGGAGGAAGAGAUGAAAGAGGAGAUGGUGCUGCUGGUGAAGGGUGAGGAGGAUGAGGGUGAGAAGUAUGAAGUGGUGAAACUCAAGAUCCCCAUGGACAAAGAGGUCCCGAGGGAGGCGCCAGCGCCGUCUGUAGAUCCGGCGCGCCCACACGCGUGCCCGGACUGCGGCCGCGCCUUUGCGCGCCGCUCCACGCUGGCCAAACACGCACGCACGCACACGGGCGAGCGGCCCUUUGCGUGCACGGAGUGCGGCCGGCGCUUCUCGCAGAAGUCGGCGCUGACCAAACACGGCCGAACGCAUACGGGCGAGCGGCCCUAUGAGUGCCCCGAAUGCGACAAGCGCUUCUCGGCCGCCUCGAACCUGCGACAGCACCGGCGGCGCCACACCGGCGAGAAGCCGUACGCAUGCGCGCACUGCGGCCGCCGCUUUGCGCAGAGCUCCAACUACGCCCAGCACCUGCGCGUGCACACGGGCGAGAAGCCGUACGCGUGCCCGGAUUGCGGACGCGCCUUCGGCGGCAGUUCGUGCCUGGCGCGCCACCGACGCACGCACACAGGCGAGAGGCCGUACGCAUGCGCCGACUGCGGCACGCGCUUUGCGCAGAGCUCGGCGCUGGCCAAGCACCGGCGCGUGCACACCGGCGAGAAGCCGCACCGGUGCGCGGUGUGCGGCCGCCGCUUCGGCCACCGCUCCAACCUGGCGGAGCAUGCGCGCACGCACACGGGCGAGCGGCCCUACCCGUGCGCUGAGUGCGGCCGGCGCUUCCGCCUCAGCUCACACUUUAUUCGCCACCGGCGCGCUCACCUGCGGCGCCGUCUCUACAUCUGCGCCGGCUGCGGCCGGGACUUCAAACUAUCCCCGGGCGCCACAGCAGCCACUGCCACUGAGCGCUGCCCAGAGUGCGAGGGCAGUUGAGCCGCAGUUCUUGUCGCCGCGGGGCUGCGAGUCCGGCUGGGAUUGGGGGGUAUACGGGGAUCCCGGACUGGGGCUGCAAGAGUUGGACGACUGCCUCUCCCCACCGCCCGAGUCUGGGAAAGGAUGGGACGGCAGGACUGGUUGCCGUGGAACUGGCAGAAAGGGAGAAUCCCCUACUGGGAUCCCUGGGAACCCUCCCCUCCCUCACUACAUCACCUCGGCCCAUGUUAGUGAAUAAAGUAUUAAUCCUCA